This is a messenger RNA of Tigriopus californicus, 3390 nucleotides long. It is a transcript of the gene Rat1, whose product is annotated as 5'-3' exoribonuclease 2 homolog. Gene Ontology annotation, cellular component: nucleus. The record is from RefSeq and is a predicted model, not a curated record. NCBI's taxonomy places the organism in Eukaryota, Metazoa, Arthropoda, Copepoda, Harpacticoida, Harpacticidae. The transcript is spliced from 7 exons. The coding region runs from base 266 to 3304 and encodes 1012 amino acids. Gene Ontology annotation, molecular function: RNA binding; 5'-3' RNA exonuclease activity. Gene Ontology annotation, biological process: nuclear-transcribed mRNA catabolic process.
AUUGUGAGGGCUCUCAGAAAGUACAUAGAACAGCGUGUGUCCCUCAAGAGUGGUAGCGAUUAAUUGUAAGUGAGUGCUGGCCAGCCCUGGAGCCUCAAAGCUGGGACUUCUACUAUUGAGGAGUCCAUAGUGAGGAGUGAGGCUUGAGUGAGACUCUCAGAAAUUGGUGGUGAAGCCUCUGUAGCUAUCUUUUUGUUGGAGGAUCCUUUCUGAUCUGCGGCCCGGAGUCUGAUCCUCGGAAUCCCUUAGUAGCUUCUUGGGCCUCAUGGGUGUGCCGGCCUUUUUCCGUUGGUUGACGAAAAAGUAUCCGUCGGUCAUCAUCGAUUGCAUCGAGUCACGGUCCGGGACCACGGAUGGUGGCGGUGGAGGUGUUGAUGACGGCGUGGGCGUCCGCCAGAACGCCGCGGCCCUGGAUUCAUCCCAGCCCAAUCCCAAUCAAGUGGAGUUCGACAAUCUUUAUUUGGACAUGAACGGCAUCAUUCAUCCGUGCACUCAUCCGGAGGACAAACCCGCUCCUAAAGACGAAGAUGAAAUGAUGGUGGCCAUUUUCGAGUGCAUUGACCGCCUCUUUCACAUCGUUCGCCCGCGUAAAGUGCUGUAUAUGGCCAUUGAUGGCGUGGCGCCGCGUGCCAAAAUGAAUCAACAACGCUCCCGCCGAUUCCGCGCCUCGAAAGAAGCCGGAGAAAAAGUCGAAACCUUGGCCCGUCUCCGAGCCGAGUUGGAAGAGGCUGGCGCCUAUUUGCCGCCUGAGAAGCCCAAAGAGUCGCACUUUGAUUCCAAUUGCAUCACCCCGGGCACACCUUUUAUGGACCGCCUUUCGCAAUGCUUGCAGUACUACAUCCAUGACCGUCUCAAUCAUAAUCCCGGCUGGCGGAACAUCAAGGUCAUUUUGUCGGACGCCAACGUGCCGGGUGAAGGCGAACACAAGAUCAUGGACUUCAUUCGACGUCAACGCGCCCAACCCGAUCACGACCCUAAUACGCAACAUGUGUUGUGCGGGGCAGACGCCGACCUCAUCAUGUUGGGCUUAGCUACCCACGAACCUAAUUUUACCAUCAUUCGCGAGGAAUUCAAGCCUAAUCAACCCCGCCCCUGCGACCUGUGUCGUCAAAUGGGCCAUAACAUGGUUGACUGCACUGGGGCCGCCAAACCUAUAGCCGGAUCCGAGUAUCUAGGGGAAGACCCCAGCUUCGGUGAAGAGGUGAAAUUCAUCUUUGUGCGGCUCUCUGUGCUACGCGAGUAUCUACGUCGCGAUUUGGCCAUGCCGAACCUGCCGUUCCCGUACGAUUUUGAGCGGGCCGUUGACGAUUGGGUGUUCAUGUGCUUUUUCGUGGGCAACGACUUCUUGCCCCAUCUACCAAGCUUAGAGAUCCGCGAGGGCGCCAUUGAUCGAUUGGUCCGCUUGUACAAAGACGUUGUCUACAAAACCGGGGGAUUCAUUACCGAUUCGGGUAUAGUUAAUCCAAGCCGGGUACAGAUGAUCAUGCAAGACCUUGGUCAAAUGGAGGAUCGUAUAUUUAAAGAUCGUCAACAACGCGAAGAACGCUUCAAACAGAUCAAUAAGUCCAAGCGCAGACGCGAGAAACUAGAGAGUGAUGCUGCACCGAAGUUUAUUCCGGGAGGUCAAUUCGCGCCUGUGGCACUCGGGGGACGUCAAGAAUUGGAUCCAGUUCGCAACGCUAAAAGUGAAGCCUACAACAUGAGAGUAGCGGGUCUGCAAAGUCAAGCCGCCGAUGAAAGGAAUACCAAUAAUCAAGAUGCAGCCAGAGCUUUAAAAGCCAUGUUGAAGUCAGGCGAAGCGCCCAACCCUGGGUGUAGUGCCGGACCAUCUCGAAAAAGAAAGUACGGAAAUAACGACGAGGAAGAAGAGGAGGAGGAGACCCCGGAUGAAGUUAGAUUGUACGAGGAUGGUUUCAAAGAUCGAUAUUACGAAUCCAAGUUCGGCGUGUUGCCCACUGAGCAAUCCUUCCGACAUAAGGUUGCAGCCGAGUACACCUUAGGACUCUGCUGGGUUCUAAGGUACUAUUACCAAGGCUGCGCUUCUUGGAAGUGGUACUUUCCCUAUCACUACGCUCCGUUUGCGUCAGAUUUUGUGGAUAUCAGUGGUGUUGCCAACGAAUUUGAAAAUGAUACGGUCCCGUUCCAACCUCUGCAACAACUGAUGAGUGUGUUUCCUGCCGCCAGUCGAUCGCACGUUCCCAAGCCUUGGGGAGAGCUCAUGAUCGAUCCAGAGUGUCCCAUCAUUGAUUUUUAUCCAGAGGAUUUCAAGAUUGAUCUCAAUGGCAAGAAGUAUGCCUGGCAGGGGGUGGCGCUCUUGCCGUUUGUAGAUGAACGGCGAUUGAAACUUGCGCUGGAGCCUCUUUAUUUAUCCCUGACGAAUGAAGAAAAGCGCAGGAAUGUCCGAGGCGACGACCGGCUCUAUGUCCGAGAAGGACAUUCCGGUUUCAAAUUGCUCAGAGCAAUAUACGACGAUAAGUUCGAAACGGAUCUCGAGAUCCAAAUCGACGGGAAGAUCUUUCAAGGAAUGCGAGGCAAAGUCCUUCAUUCGACAUGCAACGUUGAGCUAGAAGGCGAUUUUUCCAGCCCUGUUGCAAACCUUAGAUCUCUGAGCGGGAAUCGGGUUGUGUGUGUUCGUUAUCGAGAUCUAACCUUUCCUGCCGACUUUCUGUUUCCCGCCAAGCGAUUGCCAGAAGCAAAAGAUCCGCCUAACGUGUUAAGACCGGAAGAUCUUAUCGAACGCCAUGGUGGUGGUAGAGGGAGAGGCGGCAUGCGAGGAAAUUGGAAACCGAGAAUGGGGUUCAAUGAGCGCCGUGAUGCAGCUUCUCUAGACCCAGCUGGUCAUCGGAUGUUGGGUCAUCAUGUCAACCGGUAUGGGUCGGUGCCUCCUCCCAUUCGAGGGCGAUUUGCACCCCAAAACGAGCGUUCCCAUGGGAGGCACCAAGAUUCGUACCAAGGUCAUCAAAGGCCACUACAUCACAACCGAGGCGAUUAUCAGCGGAAUAGUAGAGGUCAUGAUGGUUACGGCGGGGCCAGAUAUGAUGGUGUUGAUGGAGGGUAUCAUCGAGGUGGUGGUCACUACAAUAAUCAUGGUAGUAGCCGGGGUUUUCGCCACGAGUACAGAGACCCCCGGGACAAUCCCCACCGACAAGUUGGUUACGGAAAUUUCAAUCAAAGGAAUAAUCACCGAGCAGACGAUUGGAGAAAUCGAAAUGAAGAUUAUCAACCACGCGGAGGUCGUCACCAACAACCGUCCGACGGAGGCUACGGUUAUUACACAUCAUCUUACCAGGGUCGAAAACAAUAAGAGUACGUUGUUGUUCAGGGUUCCUUCUCGAGAACUAUCUUGUGCAAGGAGAAUGUUGAAUUGCAAAUAAAGUACCAAGCAAGGUG